Molecule: messenger RNA, 360 nt
Organism: Laccaria bicolor S238N-H82
Lineage: Eukaryota; Fungi; Basidiomycota; Agaricomycetes; Agaricales; Hydnangiaceae
Exons: 3
Coding region: 1-360 (119 amino acids)
Source: RefSeq, a predicted model, not a curated record
AUGAAAACCUUUGUUGGGUGGCAGACAGUGUUGGGCAGUGCGAAGCCCCGCGAUGAUGUCAAACGUUCUCAGAUGAAUGCAAUACGUAUUGACCUCUGGGGUACAUUGACUCUGCAAAGCUUCCCCUGGUCCCGCUUUCGUGUUACCGCCUCCCGCGACAUGUCAUGCUACACUUCUCCUGGCAUUAAAAAGAAAUAUUGCCUUCUGCAACAGACAUGUGAAUGCAUCUACGCCACUGUGGAUGCACUAUACUCUUCCACCAAACCUUUCCCAACAUAUGCACAAUGUUUGUCCCUCUCCGAGCCCCAAAAGGACGUAUCGCGAUCCGCAAAAUGGACACAGACCACUCUCCAGCCUUAA